GUAGCAGUAGACACACCUGUAGAAAGAAAACCAGGGAAGAAGAUCCUACGGAAACCCACACAGGCAACAACAACCACAACAACCACAACAACCACAACUGCUCCACCCACCACAACAACACGACCAACCACCACAACUACCACUACAACCCGGCCCACCACCACCACAACCAGAGCGACAACAACAACCACCAAAGCCACCACUACCAGAAGAACCACCACGACAAAGAGACCAACCACCACCACCACCACCCAGAGGCCAACCAGAGCUCCCACCACAGCCCCGUGGCUCCCAGCCCCCAGAACCACGGCUGACCCUUACUACGACCCCCGCCGAGAGAAAACCACUCCGGCCGGAGAUAACCGCACCGACAAGGACAACAGAGAUCCACAUGGCCGCAGGCUCGUACCUGCUACAGACAAACCCUCCAAGAUCAGACCCACCAAGAAGAAGACUGGAGCAGAGAAGGUGUUGACCAAUGAGUACGAGGACCGGUAUGUUCCCGUCAACCCCACCGUGGUCGAUCUCGAGGAGACCGAAUCCUUCACCAACAUCAGCCCAACGAAGAAGGUCAAGGGCAAACACAAUAAGCACGACAAGAAGAAGAAGAAGACCGACAAGGCGUUGAAGAAAGCCGAGAGGAGAGGAAAGGCAUCGAAGGAGGGGAAGAUCGGGGGAAAGAAAAAUGGGAAGAAGCAAGUGAAAUACCCCGAGACAGACGACUACCCAAAACCAACGAAGAAGCCGUCGCCACCUCCGAAAGGAUCCCUGGCCUACUUCCUGGACUACUUUGAGAACAGGAGGCGGCUGCUGCUGGUCACGUCCCCCAGCGAGGAGAACAGGAUGUAUGUUCAGCAGAGGGACGAGUACCUGGAGUCGGUGUGUGAAAUGGCGAUCAGGAAAGUCUCCAUCAUCACCAUCUUCGGCUCCCUCACCAACUCCACCAUGAAAAUCGACCACUACCAGCUGGAGAACGACAAAUCGAUGAAGGGUCUUCGUCAGGAGGACCUGGUGAACCAGGAUCUGAUCACAGAGCUGAGGAAAGAGUUCAGCAUGAUGCACGAUGACUUCUACAUGGUCCUGACCGACACAGACAUGAGGGUCAAGCAAUCCUACGAGGUCCCCAUCGCCAUGAAGGCCGUGUUCGACUACAUCGACACCUUCUCCUCCCGCAUCCGAGAGAUGGAGCAGCAGAAGAGGGAUGGAGUCGUGUGCAAGAAAGAGGAUAAGCCCAGGUCGCUGGAGAACUUCCUCUCCAGGUUCCGUUGGAGGCGUCGCCUGUUCAUCAUCUCCGCCCCCAGCGACGAGGAGUGGGCCUAUCAACAGCAGCUCUACGCCCUGACCAGCCAGGCCUGUAACCUGGGCCUGAGGCACAUCUCCAUCCUGAAGUUGGCUGGCACGGAGCUGGCGGACAUGGGCGGAGUCCUGGAACUUUAUCCAAUCAACGGCAGUGCCACGGUGGAGCGUGAGGGGCUGUCGGGGAGCCUGGUGAAGGACAUGAGGAACUACUUCCAGAUCAGCCCAGAGUACUUCUCCAUGCUGCUGGUGGGGAAGGACGGUAACGUCAAGUCCUGGUACCCUUCACCCAUGUGGUCCAUGGCCAUCAUCUACGACCUGGUGGACUCUAUGCAGCUGCGCAGACAGGAAAUGGCCAUCCAGCAGUCGCUGGGCAUGCGCUGCCCCGAGGACGAGUACGGUGGCUACGGUUACCACCAACACGGAUACGAACACGGUUACCAGGACGGCUAUCACCAGGGCUACGGUUACUAACCGGUGCGUGGGUGUGUUCUAACCCGGGAUGCACAAGUUAAGCUGGUGCUUCUCUCUUCUUUCCUCCACCAGACGGAGUCGUCCUGAAUGUUUCCUAGCACUUAGUGGAAGCUGCUGCUUUCACCUCUCCACUUCUUUCAUGUAUCACACAGUCGGUUCAUUCUGACGACUUUACGGGGCUUUCAUCCCAGCGGGGCUUUCAUCCCAGCGGGGCUUUCAUCCCAGCGGGGUUUUCAGUUAAAGGGCAGAUGAGGCUGGAGGUUCAGGGAUCUGUUGAAUACUUCAGUGUUUCACACGUUGUUGCUUUAAGUUUCCUUAACUUCAGGUCAGAUUUACAUCGUGGUGUUUCCAGCACAG
Messenger RNA from Paralichthys olivaceus (Japanese flounder), 2127 nucleotides. The record is from RefSeq and is a predicted model, not a curated record. Lineage: Eukaryota; Metazoa; Chordata; Actinopteri; Pleuronectiformes; Paralichthyidae.